Messenger RNA from Linum tenue, 561 nucleotides. Lineage: Eukaryota; Viridiplantae; Streptophyta; Magnoliopsida; Malpighiales; Linaceae. The record is from the annotation of a GenBank genome assembly.
AUGCGUUUCUUCUUCUUCUUCUUCUUCUUCUUUUUCUUCUUCUUGAUUUCGCAAUUGCAGCCUCCGAGACUUGAUAUCAAGAGAAUGUUCGUGCAAAGGAGUGAGAGGGUCAAGUCUGUAGAUCUGCACCCCAGCGAGCCAUGGAUUCAUGGCGGUCUUUAUUCUGGGACUGAUUACAUAUGGAAUUACCAGACACAGACGCUUGAGGGGCACACCCACAAUAUUUAUGCAGUGUGCUUCCAUCCUGAGCUUCCCAUUAUAUUCACUGCUUCCGAGGAUGGGACGGUGAGAAUAUGGCAAGCCACCACUUACAGGCUUGAAACUACUCUGAAUUAUGGACUCGAAAGAGCUUGGGCCAUUGGGUAUAUGAAAGGGUUGCGCAGGAUUGUGAUUGGUUAUGAUGAAGGAUCUGUCAUGAUCAAGAUUGGUAGAGAAGUACCAGUGGCCAGCAUGUUUAGUAGUGGAAAAGUUAUUUGGGCCAAGCAUAAUGAAAUACUUACAGUGAAUAUAGAAGUGUUUGAACAGAAAAUGAGGUUUUUUAUAUUCUUUCCUCAAAUUUGA